AUGUCAUAUGAGGCAGAACAACUUUGGCAAGAACUUUUAUCUAAAGACGAAAUAGACGAUGAAAACUUGUUUGGAGAAACAUCAUCAGAUGAAUAUCAGCCUUCUGACAAUAUGACUGACUCUGAUUCGGAUUCAGGAAUAAAAAGUGAUAAAUCUUUGACAGCUAGUGUACAGGACCUUGUUGAGGGAAGCCAACUGUCAACUUCGGGAGCUGUUGUGCAGAAGUUCGAUGCUGGCAGUAAUGCCAGUUUACAACAAACAAUUGAAAUCUCAUAG
This is a messenger RNA of Acanthoscelides obtectus, 276 nucleotides long. The record is from the annotation of a GenBank genome assembly. NCBI's taxonomy places the organism in Eukaryota, Metazoa, Arthropoda, Insecta, Coleoptera, Chrysomelidae.